AUGAGGUUCAUUCUUUCUCUUCUAAUUUGCAUCACAGCAGCCUUCUUUGCAUAUCGUCCAAUUCAAGACUCAGUUACUGUAUACCUCAAGCACAAGACACCAGCAAGCCUCUCGCACUUCUUCGCAAAGACCAGCAGCAAUAUAGUUGCUCCUGCAACUUCUCCUUUCGAUCUAGAAUCCCCUCCUAUCGUCGCACCCAUCAGCAAGAUGUCUGCCCCUCGUGCAAUCCGUCAAGUUUUCCUGGCCAUUGAGCAAUCAGAGGGCGCAGGUGCCCGCGUUCGCCGCUCCAUCGGCACCCCUAAGCUGCGAAACUUUAGCCCCUUCCUCAUGCUUGAUCAUUUCACCAUCGGCAAGGGCGCCGGUUUCCCGGACCACCCCCACCGCGGCCAAGAAACCAUCACCUACCUACUCUCCGGUGGGGUCGACCAUGAGGACUUCGCUGGAAACAAGGGCACCAUUGGACCCGGAGAUCUACAGUUCAUGACCGCCGGCCGCGGCAUUAUGCACGCUGAAAUGCCCCACGAGAAUCCCGACGGAAGUCCCAACGUCGGCAUGCAGCUGUGGGUUGACUUGCCACAGAAGCUUAAAAUGUGCGAGCCUCGCUACCGUGACCUACGCUCCACUGAGAUUCCAAUCGCGAAAGCCGAUGACGGCCGGGUCACGAUCAAGGUCAUCUCGGGCCAGUCUCAUGGUGUUGACUCUGUCCGUGAUCUGGCCUAUACCCCGGUCUGGAUCUUGGAUGUUACUAUCCGCCCCGGUGGCCGUCUCUCUCAGACUCUGCCCCAAGGGUGGAAUACCUUUGUCUACACUUUGUCUGGUAGCACCGUCUUUGGCUCUAAUGAUUCCACGAAGGCUGUGAAGGAGUUCCACAAUGUGGUAUUUGAGCAAGCCGGUGACUUCAUUGAGGCCUCUGUCCCUGAUAAUGCUGACGAUGAAUCCCGCUUCCUGAUUGUUUCUGGUCAGCCACUGGAUCAGAAGGUGGUUCAGUAUGGUCCGUUCGUUCUCAACAGCCAAGAAGAGGUUCGCCAGGCUAUGAUUGAUUAUCAAACUGCGUCAAACGGAUUUGAAAAGUCGCGUGGCUGGGAAAGUGAGAUUGGCAAGCGCAUGGGGGCUUAUUAG
This is a messenger RNA of Penicillium odoratum, 1119 nucleotides long. Its product is annotated as pirin family protein. NCBI's taxonomy places the organism in Eukaryota, Fungi, Ascomycota, Eurotiomycetes, Eurotiales, Aspergillaceae. The record is from RefSeq and is a predicted model, not a curated record. The transcript has a single exon. Bases 1 to 1119 code for a protein of 372 amino acids.